AUGAAAUUGGUUGCUGCGUUCAGUCUGCUCGCUGCAGUCGAGGGUGCAUCCUUCUCACAUCUGCAAGAUGCUGUUCAAUCCGUUCUAUCCAAUGAAGCCCAUUCCACGCGACAGCCUAAUAUUCUCUUUGUGAUCACCGAUGACCAAGAUUUGGAGCUUGACUCGAUCAAUUAUACACCGCAUAUCACGAAACAUAUUCGCGACCGGGGAACCUUUUUCCGCAAUCAUUUUGUUACAACUGCUCUAUGCUGUCCGUCACGUGUGAGCUUGUGGACCGGUCGCCAGGCGCAUAAUACCAAUGUGACCGAUGUCAAUCCGCCUUAUGGUGGAUAUCCGAAAUUUGUUGAACGCGGCUUCAACGAUGACUUUCUCCCGGUUUGGCUUCAAAACGCCGGCUAUGACACUUACUACACGGGCAAAAUGUUCAAUUCGCACACAAUCGACAAUUAUCACAGCCCUCACAUCAACGGCUUCAAUGGCUCAGACUUCCUGCUUGAUCCGUACACCUACUCCUACCUUAAUUCCACAUACCAACGAAACCACGAGCCACCAGUCAGCCACGAAGGCGAACACACAAUCGAUGUGAUCACCGGAAAAGCACUAGGCUUCCUAGAUGACGCAGUAGACGGCGAAAGACCCUUCUUCCUCGCGGUAUCGCCGGUGGCGCCGCACUCCAAUGUCGACCCGAAUGCAAUUUCUUCAGGGAAGGUCGUCAUGUCUGAGCCAAUCCCAUUGGAACGCCACCAACAUCUCUUUGAGAAUGUCACAGUUCCCCGUACAGCAAAUUUCAAUCCAGAACAGCCAAGCGGGGUUAGCUGGGUGCGCGAUCUGCCUCAGCAGAACCAAUCAGUCGUCGAGUAUAAUGAUCAUUUCUAUCGCUCUCGCUUACGCGCUCUGCAGGGCGUGGAUGAGCUGGUUGAUUCGCUUGUAACAAGACUCGAGGAGAGUGGUCAGCUAGAUAAUACUUAUAUUAUCUAUACCUCUGAUAAUGGCUUUCAUAUCGGUCAACACCGAUUGCCGCCCGGGAAGACUUGCGGGUAUGAAGAAGAUAUUCGUGUGCCGCUGUUCAUUCGUGGACCUGGUGUGCCUCAGGGUCAGGUGCAGGAUGCAGUGACUACCCAUGUCGACUUGGCACCUACAUUCUUCCAUCUUGCGGGUAUUCCGGCCCGAAAGGACUUUGAUGGGUCUGCAAUUCCUAUCACGCCUGAUUUUGAUGCAGAGAGACAUGAACAUGUUACUGUGGAAUAUUGGGGCAGUGCAGUCGUGGAGGGCAUCUUCAGUGGAAUCGGUCCGGAUGGUUCAAGCAAGAUUCCAAACAACACGUACAAAUCAGUUCGCCUUCUAGGAGAAGGAUAUAACCUGUACUACUCAGUCUGGUGCAACAAUGAACAUGAACUAUAUGACCUGUCGACCGAUCCUUACCAGCUACACAACCUGUAUCCAGGUGCUACCCAGUCCGCUGGAGAUGAUCAAAUCCUCGGUCGCAGCAUCAGCCAAGCCGUCACCCGGCUAGAUGCUCUUCUGAUGGUGCUCAAGUCCUGCCAAGGAGUCACCUGCAUCCAACCCUGGAAUGUUCUCCAACCGCAAGAUUCGGUUAGUACUCUUUCUGAUGCUUUACAUAAGAAGUACGAUGAAUUCUAUGAUGCCCAGCCUCAAGUUUCAUUUGACUGGUGCGCUGAUGGGUAUAUUAUCGAAGCGGAAGGAGAGCAGGUGCCGUUGGUUAGUCGGUACGGUGUGUCUUGGGAUGUGUGGGUCUAA
Messenger RNA from Penicillium antarcticum, 1758 nucleotides. Its product is annotated as sulfatase family protein. The transcript has 5 exons. Gene Ontology annotation, molecular function: glycosaminoglycan binding; N-acetylglucosamine-6-sulfatase activity; arylsulfatase activity. Lineage: Eukaryota; Fungi; Ascomycota; Eurotiomycetes; Eurotiales; Aspergillaceae. The coding region runs from base 1 to 1758 and encodes 585 amino acids. The record is from RefSeq and is a predicted model, not a curated record. Gene Ontology annotation, biological process: phenol-containing compound metabolic process.